Messenger RNA from Ylistrum balloti, 1134 nucleotides. Its product is annotated as fibrinogen-like protein A. The coding region runs from base 1 to 1134 and encodes 377 amino acids. The transcript has 6 exons. NCBI's taxonomy places the organism in Eukaryota, Metazoa, Mollusca, Bivalvia, Pectinida, Pectinidae. The record is from RefSeq and is a predicted model, not a curated record.
AUGUUCCCAACCUUCUUGCGAUUGCAAGCUCUGGAGCAGUCCUUACCAGCCAGUGGCUAUGUGAAUGCGAAACAUCGUCUUCAAACCUGUUCUCCAAAUGGCCACUUUCUGCGUAAUGUGCCACUGGGUUCACUCGUGGUUGAAACGUUAGGAGUGGAAACCAUGAAGUUUGCCUUUGAACUUGGAAACAAAAGAAGAUUAAUGAGUAGCCACACACUAGACACAACCAGUCCUUCGUUAUGGACGAAUCUAUGUGAUGACGUUGCAUCUAAAAAUAGAAUAUUUACUCGAGUUCUGCGGGUCGCCACUAACGAUCUUGAUAUGUAUAAACUCGACUCCAACGAUGGAGUCAUGAACCAAGGUUUAUGUUCAACGUUUUGUAAAAGCGAUGAAUGUCGUGCUUUCUCAUAUACGACAUCGGAAAAAAGGUGCGACACAUACUCUCGGGAAAUAGAUGAGGAGGGAACUGCGAAUGUAUCAGUAUCUACUUUGUACUUUUCAAAAGAGACGAGUAGCUGUUCCGAAGUCAAAUCAGGAUCUCCGUCUGGACUGUACCUAAUAUACACCAAGGAAGGCAAGCAUGUCAGUUUGUUCUGUGACAUGGACACAGCUGAGGGGCCGUGGACAGUCAUACAGAGGAGAAAUAGCGGGAAUGUUGAUUUCUACCGUAACUGGACAGAAUAUAAGAAUGGCUUUGGAGAUCUGAAUACAGAGUUCUGGAUCGGUAACGACCUCCUCCACCUCCUCACCAGCACUAUCAGUACCCUUCGCAUUGAAUUAGGAGCCUGGGAUGGAACAAGAGGAUAUGCCCAGUACAAAAAAUUCCAGGUGGCCAACGAAGCUCAAAACUACCGUCUUUCACUACAGACCUCCUCUGGUAACGUUUCUGUGGAUGCUCUUAUGUUCGGUAAUGGGGCUGAUUUUUCCACGUACGACAGAGAUAACGACAAGAGUUCUCACCGUUGUGCCCAGAAGUUUCACGGUGCUUGGUGGUACAAAAAUUGUGGCAUCUCCAACUUGAAUGGUCGCUAUCAACUUGAUUCUGGUGAUGAUAUCUCUGCAAUGACCUGGAAGGAAUUUCCGUCUACACGCAAUCGCGCCCCGUUAAUGAGUUCUACGCUGUUAAUUAAGUAG